ACCUGGUCCCUCAACACCAGCUCCAUAGCCUAGAAAGCCCAGCAGCGUCUUUACUUUAUGCGAAGGCUGAGAAAAGUCCAUCUCCCACCCCCCCCAUCCUCACCACAUUCUAUAGGGGAUGUAUCGAGGUCAUCCUAAGUAGCUGCAUCACUGCCUGGUUCGGGAAUUGCACCAUCUCGGUUCGCAAGACCCUGCAACGGAUAGUGAGGUCCCUUGCUUAUGGAACUCUGACCUCUGCACAAAAUGCACAUUCCCUGGAGGAUCUCUGUUCUGCAGAUUUUCUGUUAUCAAGUUCAAAUAUAAAGAUGUUGAAAUUAGAACGUCGCUUGGUCCAGGUUCAGCAAGCAUGUGGCCCAACAGAAUUUCCUGAAAAUGAAGAAAAACUUUUUGAAGCUCAAGCUUUUCAGAAGUUUCUUUUACAGUUAAGGUUACUUGGUGGAUUAGCAAAAGAAGCAAUUUUCUGUCACCUGAGAGUCCCAGACCAGUUUCAGAAAUCAAGAGAGGAGAUCAAUGUUGUUCUUCUCACAGGAAAAGGUGUGUUCUGUUUGGAUGUGAGGAAUUGGAAGGGCAGAGUUUCCUCUCAAGACAACUACUGGCUGUUGCAGGUCCCAGACGAUACAGAUUUGAUGACAAACACUUCAGUUAAACAAUUUGCAGAUCCAGUCCAAAGGAUUAAGAAGAAAACACUAAAUUUGUGGAAUCACUUAAUGAAAAAUGGUGUGUGCCUUCGCCAGAGCGCCUUCUUCCCACGAGUAGUCUUUCUGAAUCCUGUAUGUGAACUGGACCCGGAAAUGUCACAGAUAAAUGAGAUCAUAGCUCCACACAAAGUUGAAUCCUUUAUUUGUUCUUUCAAGGAAGGUUAUAUGUCAUGGAUGACCAACGUUUUUAUACCACAUUGGUUGUCUGGUCACUUAUCAUUCCGUCACAUCAAUGACUUGAGGAUGGCACUUGGUAAAAUUGGCACAUGGGACAUUUUGGACCUACAUGGAGGACAGCGGUUGAUAGGUGACUAUCAAGGCUGUGUACAUAUUGCUGUGAAUAGAGAUGAGACAGAUGAACUUGAAUUUUCACAUCAGAGGAAUUUGACUACUGGAUAUAUCUGGGCCCUUGCAGGUUAUUCGCCACAGGUGACUGUCAAGAUGUACAAGCGAGGGAGUCACGGCUGGUUAUGGAGAGCUGUCUGUAGCACAGUGGUUAUUCCAUACAACUCCCACGUCACUUUCAGAGUCUGUGGAGAGGACGCAGAUGCCAAGAUCCCAGCCAACGACAUCGACAGAAUCAUCCUGAGCAUAUGAAAUUGAUUUCAGUAUUAAAUCGGCCAUGGCAGCUGUGCCACAUUAUUACAAUCAUCUGCGGCCAUUUUUCAUUGAUUACUUAAUUUGUGUUCUUCAAAUAAUCGAAAAGCAAAUCUCAUUAGCCAUAGGUCAGUGGGCAUGAAAAAAUGGAAAAUUCAUUUUGAUACUUAGUUGGCUGAAAAAGUGCUAAGCAUUAAGCUGUGUACAUUACAGUUUACUGUGUGCACUCCAUUUUAAGAGUGUUUAGCCACCCUGAUGAUUAAUAACUAGAAGACAACUUUUCAACUUUUCUUUUUUAGUACUAGUGACGUCAUGCAGGUCAGGUGCAUUGAUGCUCAUGAGUUAUAAACAGAGUUGCAUGUUGGGUAUUUAAUUAUAUAAUAAAGUUCUAUUGACAUACAGUUGGUUAAGGCACUGAAAGACAAUCUGUUCUUUUUAAUUUCCCCUGUUUUCACUAUUGUUCUUUAUAAACAGGAAGAAUAUGCUGUGUACUAGAAAUUAUAUUUUUUAAGUGUAAAUGAAUUGUAUCCUUUUAAAAAUAAAAUUGACUUUUUUUAC
This is a messenger RNA of Mobula hypostoma (lesser devil ray), 1853 nucleotides long. RefSeq lists its product as uncharacterized. The record is from RefSeq and is a predicted model, not a curated record. Lineage: Eukaryota; Metazoa; Chordata; Chondrichthyes; Myliobatiformes; Myliobatidae. The coding region runs from base 306 to 1295 and encodes 329 amino acids. The transcript is spliced from 8 exons.